AUGGUUCUGAACCAGUUUCUCAAGCACAGGAUUACGCAGUACUAUGGACUGCUGUCCCUGCUGACUGCGGGCGGGGAGUACGUCUUCUGGGUGGGGGUGUUCUCCUGCCCCUGCAGCAACACCUGGAACCAACUUUAUGGCUUCGUCUUCCUUCUGGUCCCGGCGCUGGCGCUCAUCCUGCUGGGAUUUGUGCUGAGCUUGACUUGGACAGCGACAGCGCUGCUUGAAGGAACCUUCUUCGAAUGCGCUGCUAGCGGGACCGCGUUCAUCAAAGAGCGCCUGUGCGGGGACCUCGACCCCAACUGCAAGGCCCAGCUACCGCUAGUGCCCUGAGGUCUGGUCAAGCCGUUGGAAGUGCAGGAACUUCUCCUAAAGCUGAGGGCUCUGUCUCAGGUUGGCGUCCAUUGGAAAGAGGGAGGGAGAGGGGAAGGGGCAAGGGUCUAUGAUAGCAAACACAUGGAGCCAAGAGAAACUUUCUUCGGCCAGGAGAAAGUCAAAGAAUUGUUUCGACAAAAUGUGUCUCCCUUUCUGGAAAGCCAUAACCCAUGCUUCCCAGCUUUAAGUAAAGCCCAGAGGAUCUUUGAAUUGAAUUUUCCUUUCAUGGAAGAUGCAGACGAUCCACAACUCCUAGCUGGGGUUCUUCUCGUCGUUCUGAUUUUUGCAUCUGUUUCCCAAUACCUAUGUCCAGUUAGAUUUCUGCAGCUGAAAUUCAGGGAAAUCUAUGUGGAGCAGGAGCAGAGUUGUUUGACUGAAGCUACAGAUCAUGCAAUCAAAUUGGCAAAUGAGAAUGUUAAAUGUUUCUUUGAAGACUCAAGUCCAAAGGAAAUCAACACUCCCAUCAGUAAAGCCUGGAAGCAAAUUUUAUCACUCUAUACUUUCAAUCUAUGCAUGUUGCACAAGUGUGCUAACAGAAAUGAGAAGAGUCACAGCAGCUCUGCAAGACAAUCCCUUAUUUCUGGUGAUUAUUGUGUAGAUACCCAGUUAAAAGGUGAAGUUAAACCAUUCACUCAAAGUGACAGACUGGAACUGGAACAACUAGAGAACAGGAAAGGAGGCAAAGCAUGCAAUUUUUGGAAUCUGGAAAACUGUUGGCGAGUGGUAAUUGGCCAAACAGACCUGAGAAAUCUAAAUCCCAAUCCAGAACUGGAGAAAGUGAAGAAGAACUAUGGUUAA
Chrysochloris asiatica (Cape golden mole) is the source of this 1173-nucleotide messenger RNA. It is a transcript of the gene CALHM6, whose product is annotated as family with sequence similarity 26, member F. The record is from RefSeq and is a predicted model, not a curated record. Gene Ontology annotation, molecular function: monoatomic cation channel activity. NCBI's taxonomy places the organism in Eukaryota, Metazoa, Chordata, Mammalia, Afrosoricida, Chrysochloridae.